Molecule: messenger RNA, 1296 nt
Organism: Mesorhabditis spiculigera
Lineage: Eukaryota; Metazoa; Nematoda; Chromadorea; Rhabditida; Rhabditidae
Source: the annotation of a GenBank genome assembly
AUGGAUACCGUCUCUCCAGCUUCACUAGAUGAGCGACUUUACUCGGUUAGGCGGCUUUGCGAUCAGCCAUCUGAAUUUGCUCCCGAAUUUUUCACGCCGGGCCCGGAGAACCUCGAAUGCAUUCGACAAGCAAAAAUCCUAGUGAUUGGUGCGGGUGGACUCGGCUGUGAAUUGCUCAAAGACCUGGCCCUCUCCGGCUUUGCCCAUAUUGAAGUCAUCGACAUGGACACCAUCGACGUCUCAAAUCUGAAUCGCCAAUUCCUGUUCAGGGAAGCCGAUGUAGGCAAGCCGAAAGCGGAAGUCGCUGCGGCAUUUGUAUCCCGAAGGGUGCCCACUUGCAGAGUUAUUCCCCAUCAUUGCCCAAUCGAAUCGAAGGGCCCUGCCUUCUACAAAAGCUUCAAUAUUGUUGUUUGCGGGUUGGACUCGAUAAAAGCGCGCAGAUGGAUCAAUUCUAUGCUUUGCGACCUGGUUCACACCGAUUCUGAUGGCGAGAUUGAUCCGGGCACGAUUAUCCCGAUGGUUGAUGGCGGCACGGAGGGCUUCAAGGGAAACGUUCGUGUGAUCUACCCAAAGAUGAGUGCAUGCGUCGAAUGUUUAUUGGAUUUGUAUCCGCCACAGAUAAAUUUCCCUAUGUGCACCAUUGCGCACACGCCGCGCUUGCCCGAGCACUGUGUUGAAUACGUGAAAGUCGUAGAAUGGCCGAAAGCCCACACGGAUGGCGAAUCGCUCGACGCCGACAAGCCAGAACACGUUGAGUGGGUGCUGAAAAGGGCGCAACAGCGAGCCGAAAAUUAUAAAAUCAGUGGUGUCGACUACAGGCUAUGCCUGGGCGUGCUGAAGCGGAUCAUUCCGGCGGUGGCUUCGACAAAUGCUGUCGUUGCUGCAUCGUGCACCCUGGAAGUGUUGAAGCUGACGUCAAAUGCCGCCUUCCCGCUCAACAACUACCUCAACUUUUCCCAGACUGAAGGCGUCCACUUUGGCGUCGUGGAACUCGAACGAAGCAUAAACUGCAUUGCCUGUGGUAACAACACGGUACAAUUCUCCGCCGAUCCCGCCGAAACGUUUGAAGAAUUUUUGGAGAAGCUGAAGGAAAAAUAUCAACUAUCUGCGCCGGACGUCCGAAUCGGUUCUGACAAAGCCUUGUACGUCAUCUCGGACCUGUUUCCGGAUUUGCUGGAGAGCAGCCAGAAGAAUUUGUUGCGGAAAACAGCAGAGCUUUUCGACGAGGCUUCCGAGUUGCUCGUCUCCGACCCGACCCUCACCCGUGCUCUUUCAAUUAGGAUCGAAUAUGCAAAG